Populus trichocarpa (black cottonwood) is the source of this 1910-nucleotide messenger RNA. Its product is annotated as ankyrin repeat-containing protein NPR4. The coding region runs from base 457 to 1887 and encodes 476 amino acids. Gene Ontology annotation, molecular function: protein phosphatase 1 binding; protein phosphatase regulator activity. The transcript is spliced from 5 exons. Gene Ontology annotation, cellular component: plasma membrane. Lineage: Eukaryota; Viridiplantae; Streptophyta; Magnoliopsida; Malpighiales; Salicaceae. The record is from RefSeq and is a predicted model, not a curated record.
GCUUACAAGCCUAGCUAGUAAAUGGAACUAGCCAAAAUAGUUACUUCUAUCAACAACCAUUUUCAACAAACAACAGUCAUACAAGAUGAAUUCCUCUGAUCAACAAAUGAAUAGCAUCACUUACAUGGAACCAAAAUUGUACAAAGCUGCAGAAGCAGGCAACAUCAACCCAUUUAAGGAUCUUCCAACUUCUCUCAUUGAGCUAUUGACUCCACAAAAAAACACGAUUCUUCAUGUUUACUUAGAAAACCAACUUAGAGAAUCAGAAUCUACUGAUUUUGUUGGCCAAAUUAUUGAAAUGUGUCCACCACUGUUAUUCCAAGCCAAUAAGAAAGGUGAAACCCCACUACAUUUUGCGGCAAGAUAUGGGCGUUCCAACGUGGUAAGAGUCCUCAUUGACCGCGCAAAAGCUCGACCUACUGAUCCAGAGAGCGCAGUAACAGAAGCAAAAAAAAGAUGUUGAGGAUGACCAAUGAAGAGAAAGAUACAGCGUUGCAUGUGGCAGCUCGAAAUAUCCAAGUCCAAGUGGUGGAAAUAUUGACUAAAGAGGACCCUGAGUUUUCAUAUUCCACCAAUGUUCAUGGAGAAACUCCACUUUAUAUUGCUGCCAAUUUGAGGUUUAAUUGGAGGUUUAAAAGACAUGAAGAAAAUAGAAAAAAAGUGAUCAACGAAAUCUUGAGUAAUUGCAAGUCAGUGGAAUAUUGUGGUUCUCAUGGCAGAACCGCACUACACGCGGCAGGCAUGUAUGGUGAUCAUGAGACAGCAAGAAAGAUAUUAGAAAGAGACGCGAGUUUGACGAGAAGAACCGACGAUGACGGGUGGUCACCACUUCACUACGCUGUCUUUUUCCGUGAUUUUGUUCAUAGUGUGUCAACAGUAGAAGUACUACUAGAACAUGAUGUGUCCGCAGCCUACAUUGUUGAUUCAGAGAAGAGAACAGCCCUUCACUUGGCCGCCUCUCGAGGCACUUGGGCAGCAGCGAUAGCGAUUAUGAACACUUGUCCAGCUAGUUGUGAACUAGUGGAUAGCAGAGGUUGGAAUGCCCUUCACUAUGCUGCCAUAACUCGAAAAGGACAUAUCCGUUUCUCUCGAUGGAUUCCUAAAUUUGACAAACUUAUAUACGAGAAGGAUAACGAUGGAAACACGCCAUUGCAUCUAUUUGCUGCUUUCGGCAAUUUUCCCCAGAUGUUUUUGAGGAGUGAUUGGAGACAUGCGUACAAGAAGAUGUGUGGCCUUAACAAGCAAAACCUCAGCGUUGAUGACAUCUUGGGACGAAAUUUUCCUGAAACAAAGAAAGAGAUUUUGGAAUCAUUGAAAGAUGUACGGAGUGGACCUCUUCAACGGCCCAUAGCUAUGAUGAAAAAAGAGUACCUCUCUAUUUCUGAGAGAGGAAUGGAGACUCGUGUACUUGUAGCGGCACUCGUAGCAACAGUUACAUUUGCAGCUGCUUUCACCAUGCCUGGCGGUUACAAAAACGAACAAGGCAUUGCAGUUCUUCUUAAAAAUGCUGCUUUUGUAGUCUUCGUUAUAUCAGAUGCAAUAGCAAUGCUUCUCUCAAUUUCUGCUCUCUUCAUGCACUUUUGUUGGGCACCGAUUGGAACAAGAGGUCAAGUGGAAGAGGAUAUGAAAGGAAAUUGGACAUCUACUUUAACCAUAUGUGCCAUCCCAGCAAUGGUCAUCGCAUUCAUCACAGGAAGUUAUGCAGUGCUAGCUCCAUCAUCAUGGCUUGCAAUCACGACUUGUUUCAUUGGUGCAGCCUUCAUCUUCUUUGCGUCCACGGCAUUCAUAGUUGACGGACGCACCCUUUUUAAAAUAUUAAAAAUACAAAGAUUGAAAUUUGACAGUACGUUGUUGACUGUUGAGAGCUUUGUUGACAAAAAAAAUUGAAUUUGAGGAAGAAAAGUCUAAAA